Molecule: messenger RNA, 1805 nt
Organism: Fukomys damarensis (Damara mole-rat)
Lineage: Eukaryota; Metazoa; Chordata; Mammalia; Rodentia; Bathyergidae
Gene: Arrdc2
Product: arrestin domain containing 2
Exons: 8
Coding region: 1-1038 (345 amino acids)
Biological process (GO): protein transport
Cellular component (GO): cytoplasm; plasma membrane
Source: RefSeq, a predicted model, not a curated record
AUGGGAGGGAAGGAGUGUGAGGGGCCGGGGGCGCCCUCCAGAGCAGCUUGGGGGAGUAAAAAGGGCCUGGCUGGGGAAACAGGCCGGAAGGCCGGGGCUGGCCCGAGCGUGGGCAAGCACCCGUGGGUAGCCCCCGUGUCCCUUGUUGGCUCGCAGAUGUGGGGAGGGCAACAGUGGUCAUGGCGGACGGGAGCCGGUGGGGUGGUGACGGCUGCUGGCAGGGAAACCAGGGGCCGAGAGCGGGAACGGGGACACUGGGGAUGGCCCCGUGCCAUCCAGGGUCUGGGGAACCCCUGUGGGAACUGCGAGUCUCCUGCCUCCCAGAAACGGGGUGCUGCGCCCCAGCCACGCUGUGGGGCUCAAGGGGGAGGCUGGCGUCUCUUGGCGGACACUUCGGGCGCCGCCAGACCCCGCGAAAAAGCCACCAGGUCCCGCUCCCGCUGCAUAGCGGCCCACCUGUCCCUCCCCACCUGGCAGGCGCCCCAGGCGGGAUCCGGGGAAAAGGAGGCUCGCUCCUUGUGGUACCGUAACCGAGGCCUGGUGACCCUCUCGGCCAAGAUCGACCGCAAAGGCUACACGCCAGGAGAGGUGAUCCCCGUCUUCGCCGAGAUCGAGAACGGCUGCACGCGCCCCGUGCGGCCCCGAGCUGCCCUGGUGCAGACCCAGGUUUGUGUGGACAUCCCGGGCUCGUCCAAGCUGCUCCUGGAGCUGCCCCUGGUCAUCGGCACCGUCCCCCUGCACCUUUUUGGCAGCCGCUCCUCCAGUGUGGGCAGCCACUCCGACUUCCUGCUGGACUGGGGGCUGGGCGCCCUGACUCAGCAGCCCGAAGCUCCUCCUGAGUAUUCCGACGUGGUGGCGGAGGAGGACGCAGCAGGCCCUGCACAGGGCCACUUCACACUGCUGCAGGAGGCCAUGAGCUUUGAAGGCCCCUACUUUGCUUACCUCCAGGAGUGCCGCUACCUCCCACCGCCCCUGUACUCUGAGGAGGAUCCGAACCCACCUUUGGAGGCCAUGAGGCCUCGGUGUGAGACCUGCUGAGUGCCAGGUGGACGCCUCCGGGAUGAGGCUGCUCGUGAACUUCCAGCUGCUGCCAUGACCAUGCCGCAUGGCAAAACCUAGGACCGGCAAGCUUGACUGCACUGGAACUGGGGAAACUGAGUCAGCAAAACAAAGCAGAUCCGACGUCACGCAGGACUGCAGAACAGCCGUGGGGGACCCUGGCUGAUGUGGAUGGGUGCCAAGUGCCCAGCACAGCCUCUGGGAAAAUGUUGCCUGGCAGCACCUGGUCCGUGGGCAGACACAGAGCCAGACACAGAUGCUCCUAGUCUCGAAGGACCAGAAGGGACCGCGAGAGUCCUGGAGGAAAGCACAUUGAAGCUGAGGCUUUGAGGUAUGACUAGGAGCUCAGCCUCAGACAAGCGAUGGGGAGGAAAACUGAGAGAGUGUUGGAGCUGAGUGAUAUUUAAAGGCCGCUACUUUAUCUCAGCAUCAGGGGCCCCAGAGGCAGGUGUCCCAGCCGAGGUUGCACUGUGAGCUUGGACAGGCAGGAGGACCAGGGACGGGACGUUCAGGAAACCAGGUCACUGGAACGGUGCCGGGCAUAAGCAAUGGGACAGCCACCGCAGAGAGUCACAGAUUCCUGGCCAGGCAGGUGCGGAGGAGUCCUCCUGCCUGCAGACAGUGGCGAAUCUGAGGCCGAGGCAGGGAGCAGUGAAGCCACCCAGGAACAGAAGGCAGCCGGCAUGGCCCUCGGGGCAGGUCCCAGCAGGCUUUGCGCCCAGCCCUUUUGUAUGAUUUUUUUUUUU